This is a messenger RNA of Gaeumannomyces tritici R3-111a-1, 2274 nucleotides long. RefSeq names its product serine/threonine protein kinase. Gene Ontology annotation, molecular function: ATP binding; protein serine/threonine kinase activity. The transcript has 2 exons. Gene Ontology annotation, biological process: peptidyl-serine phosphorylation; peptidyl-threonine phosphorylation. The record is from RefSeq and is a predicted model, not a curated record. NCBI's taxonomy places the organism in Eukaryota, Fungi, Ascomycota, Sordariomycetes, Magnaporthales, Magnaporthaceae. The coding region runs from base 1 to 2274 and encodes 757 amino acids.
AUGCCUCGCCAACUCCUUUCCGAUUUUUGUGACGAGUUCCGCGAGUGGGUUGACAAGAACAAACUCCAAGGAACGUGCCUCGGCGAUCCGACCCAACCCGUGCCCCGAUACUUUGUUCCACCGGAGGCGUUGGAGGAGUACUGGACCGGCGACGACAACAACAAACUCAGCCGCCUGCUAGUGGACGCCCUAGACCUCAAUGUCCUGUUGGACAACGUGCGAGAGAGGCUUCUUUGCACCUUGUCCACGUUGCUGUACAUCUCCGACAAGUCCUGCUCCCGGGUCCGCAAUAUCGAGCACAUCCACAGGGACCUUGAGACUGGCAUUUCGGACAAGAGCCUCCCCGUGGACCGUGAUGGCCGCCUUAGGACUGCAUUCCCGAACGAUCCCGAUACAGCCGAUCGAUUCUACCACGAGCAGUUCUUGUUCUGUCCAGUAGUACCUACUACUUGGGAUACCAAUCUUUCGCCCAACGCAGUGUUACCCCUCCAAUUCGACCAGUCCUUGCAAAAGGGGGAUGAUGACUCCACACCGACACUCGCAAAAUACAGGCCUCAUUCGGGGUUUGAACUCCAGGACAAGUUAUACGUGCUGAAGCAGUUCCCGCCGGAGGAAUUAGGAGAAAGUUACACGGCCGAGCGCAACAUGUAUCGCCGUCUGGGCCAGUACAACGAAUGUUCCAAUGACAACCCGGCGCAAUAUUUCCUGAAGUGCCCUAUGGCCUUCCGGCAGAACGGACGAGCCGCUCUCCUCCUUGAGUACGCGGACGGUGGGAGCCUUGAGGAUAUGUUCCACCGCAACAACAGACCCUUUACACGCCAGGGGGUGUUGGAUAUGUGGGACGAGCUCGUCAAACUGUUCAGAGCCUUGCACUCCCUGCACCAAAUAAACACGUACACUAAACCAGCAGCAUUCACAUAUCUUCACCAAGAUAUCAAGCCGGGAAACAUACUGGUCUUCUGGGACCCUGGCGACUACAACUCGCCGGCUCGGGGCGAGUACGGAACGACGAAGUGCUGCUUCAAGCUUGCCGACUUUGGCCAGAGCUGCGAGGUCAAGGAUCCGCUAAACCGAGCGGCACCGUACAACCCCGGCAACCGGACCUACAGCGCCCCCGCGCACUUCGCGCACGACAAGCAUGUGGGAAGCACAGGCCGGCCGGCAAGCAAGGAGACAGACAUCUGGUCUCUAGUCUGCGUCUUAUUUGAGACGGCCGUAUGGAUUACAGGUGGCGAGGCCGCUAGGCUCGCCUUCCAGCGCGCGCGCGUCCAAGAGAACAAGGCGAACAAUCCGGGCCUUGUGGCCGGGGGUUACGAAGAUUCCUUCCACAACGGCCUAGUGCGGCUCAAGGCACUCGAAGAUGCUAGGAUGCAAAUCGAAGAAAGCUCGAUGAAGUGUGACGAUAUCACUAUCGAUAUUGUCGACCACCUCCUGGACAACAUCCUCCGAGAGCCAUCAUGCAUGCCUCCAGCAGACUACACCUCGAACAAAAUCCAGCUUAUCAUCAACAAGCACAGACACUGCACCAAGGGAACAGCGGCGCCCGUCACGCCUUUGACGCCAAACAACAGAAGCUGUCCCACUAUGUCGCCGCCCGGUGCCACCGGCUUGAGUGAUAGCCCCGAAUUGAUCUCAGGAUCUAGGUCCAGUGUUCUUCAGCCUGCCUGGCGAAAUGGGCAGCAGACCAGGCACAGCACCAUGCAGCUCCAGACAUCUAUGUCCCCUCUAUACCCCGACCAUCAUCCCACACCGAAUUCCACGCGCUCCGAUCCGGACUCUGCUGCUAGAGAACACCUGCUGAACCAGGGCCCUGCCAUUUCGAUCCCACCCUCACCAUCGCCCACCAACACGGCGCUAGGCUACGGCUCGACAGACAGUACCGCGUGGAAUGGCCAGGCGGGCCAUCGCGGCUACACGCAACCAGGUGGUUCAGCACCAGGGCCCCCAUCACCGCUGUACUUGUCACCCCCGCCGCACCCCUCAGCGGCAAGCCCAUGGGCACCUCAACGCUCGUGGAGUCCGCAGCCGCUAAAGCACCCACAUGUGACCAUCGAAACGGUGUGCGCCUACCGAAAAAAUAAGAAAAGGGAGGACAAGAAUAUCCAGUCACUGAUCGAGGAGGUCAAGGGCCACUUCCAGGGAAGAGACCAGGUCAGUUUAACUCACCGUUUGCGCUGCUGGAGACAUAUUCUGUGCCCUGAUGCCUUUCCACGCAAGGGCCCGCCCACUGACAGCAUUCCUAGGUCAUCCUCAUCGACGACCACCCCUCAAUGA